This is a messenger RNA of Penaeus monodon (black tiger shrimp), 2575 nucleotides long. Its product is annotated as probable ubiquitin carboxyl-terminal hydrolase 12. Gene Ontology annotation, molecular function: cysteine-type deubiquitinase activity. Gene Ontology annotation, biological process: protein deubiquitination. The record is from RefSeq and is a predicted model, not a curated record. Bases 194 to 2167 code for a protein of 657 amino acids. NCBI's taxonomy places the organism in Eukaryota, Metazoa, Arthropoda, Malacostraca, Decapoda, Penaeidae. The transcript has 19 exons.
AAAUCGUGACGGAGACGAACAAAUAUAUAGUUAAUGAACCUGUGAUUUGAAGCAAGGUGUGGCCAUUUUCAUUACAGACCAAGGCAGUUGUGUAAAAGUAUAUAAGCAGAAGUAAAGCAAGAACUGAACUCACGGACCAGCGGCGAUUAUCAACCUUUACCCAUCUCCGCUGUUCACCUCACAUACCUCGCACAUGGAUCGGUUGUCGAUCCUAUGCAGAGGUCUUUCUCAAAUCUGCAACAACAUGCCUAGUGACGAUGAAGGGGAGCCAGUCAUAUGCAGAAACGUCGAUGCUGACUCAAACCAAACUCCAACAUAUGAACAGCCGAACAGCGCCAUAGGAGGGAACAUGGACAAAGGUGACGAUGAUGCUCGUGGGGGUCCUGGCAUUGAUAGACAGCAUGAGAGCGCGAGUCAUCAGGGGGAAGACAGAAGUUGUUUACAAACAACGGGUAACCAUUACUCGGGAUUCAACUUCACUCCCAGAUCUCCGAUUGCCGAUCCCUCGCAACGUUUUGGAUCGUCCGUCAACGACCUCUCAAGAUGGAACGAAUUGGCGUGCGAUGAAAGAACACAGGGAGCUUACGCAUCAGGCAGGUCCAGUGUUCCGUCAGACUACAGGCCUUUCACCGAGCGACAGAGCGAGCAGUUCUCCGCGCAUCUUACAGCGUCGAAGGAAGGCGAAAAGAAGACUGUCGAGGCGCACCAGGAGUCGAAAGUUCUCGAAGACAACGUGGUGACAAAAGAACAAGAACAGGAACUGAGAACCGGGUCUCUCCCUGACUUUGUUAAGGGCAAGGACGAUUUUUUCCUGGAAAGGAACUUGUACAGUCAGGGAGGAAUGGUGUCCAAAUCUGCCAGCUUCCCAGAGAUAUACUCCCAGGCGCCUUAUCAAUACAAUGCAAUCCACGAUGACAGUGCAACAGACAAGCAGAAACGGAAUAUGUCUCUCGAUUAUUCACCAAAUGCCAAGGAAAUGUUAGGGAACACAGCUUUGCAGAUAAGCCCUAUACCAACCAGGCGAAACGUUUCCCAAGACAACAGGACGUUUAAGCAAGGCAACAGGCAUCCUCCUUCGCUUUCUUCAGGGUCAUUGAAAAGGAAAAGUGAAAGGGAGAGACACCAAGAAGAUCCACAACACAAGAAGUUUCAGAAGUUCUCGGAGAGACACCAAGAAGAUCCACAACACAAGAAGUUCCAGAAGUUCUCGGGUCUACCAAACGUGGGAAACACAUGCUACAUGAACUGUGUUCUGCAGUGCUUAUAUCACACAACAGAGCUCACUGACUUCUUACUUUCCAAAAAUGUCCAUAUUAACCUCAACGCCAAGACGAAAGGAGCUAUCACAAAGGCGUAUAUAGAACUGCUGACCCAUAUGAAGAGCAACACAAAUACAGAAGCUGCAUUACGCGAACUAAAGUGGGUGGCCGGAGAGCUUGACCCCGAGUUCUAUGGACCAAGGCAGCGAGAGGCCCAUGAUUUCCUGUCGAUGAUACUGACUUGGCUUACCAAGGAGCUUGAGAAGAACACCGGCGAGUUGAAAAUCAAGGAGAUAACGAUUCCCAAUCUCCGUCCUUCGUUUCUAGUCGAUCUGUUCAACGGUAUUCACUGUUCAACAUUUACCUGUGAGAGGAAAAAUAAGGUGUUCCUCACAAAAUACGAACCUUUCAGUAACCUGAGUUUAGCCGUAAACAGUAUGAGCAGUAGCAUGGAGGACGUGUUCAAGGGGCAUUACAAGAGCCAGAAGAUUAUGUGGACAUGUAAAGUGUGCAACGAAGACCACGAGUGUCGCCAUGAGACCAGGAUAUAUCGCCUGCCGCCUGUGCUGAUAGUGCAUCUUAGUAGGUACAACAGAUCCGCAAUCGGCACCUCGAGGAAGGCUGAAGUAUUCCCCUCCCUCGUGCUUAGCUUGGAUGCUCACCUGCAUUAUGAGGUCAACAGAGGACAGACGUACGAGCUGUAUGCUUUCUGCACCCAUCUAGGGAGGAUGUCUGGCGGCCACUACAUAGCCCAUUAUAUGGACCAACCCGGCAGUUGGACCCUUUUUGACGACUCCUUUGUUCAAGAUGAUCAGUCUCCUGACAUUGAUAAAGCCCAUAUUCUGUUCUACCGCGCCAAACGGAAGGAUUUGGUGACACCUUUUAGGGAGGUUGUCGACGGCCGUUAGUGUUUUCGUUGAUGCCGCGUGCUUCGUCCUCUCCCGGGAAACUCUUGGCUUGUGGCGCCAUCUACGUGUAAGCAGAAGUAUGGGUUGAAACAGAUAAAGAACCCCCCUAAAAACACAUUAAUUUGUAACAAUUUUUUUGCGAGGAACUAUCAUUAAACGUCGAAGGCUGCAGAAAGGAAAAAUAUAUAUAUAUAUUUAGAAAUACAAAACAUAUUAACAGAAGCAUUAACGGUCAGUCCAUUAGUAUGACAUAGAGACUUGGUGAAUCGGAGUGAAGCAGUUUCCAUUUUUCCCUGAAAUUAGGUACUUAUUUUCGAACUGCAUUCACGUUAUUAAUUUUCAUCCAUUUAUAUGUUAUUCAGUAAUUGUAGCAAUGAUUAAUUGAUAAUAAAUUGCAAUGGCUAUAGA